This is a messenger RNA of Sesamum indicum (sesame), 2311 nucleotides long. It is a transcript of the gene KLCR1, whose product is annotated as Tetratricopeptide repeat (TPR)-like superfamily protein. The record is from RefSeq and is a predicted model, not a curated record. Gene Ontology annotation, molecular function: protein binding. Lineage: Eukaryota; Viridiplantae; Streptophyta; Magnoliopsida; Lamiales; Pedaliaceae.
GCAGGCAAUCUUCACCCCAGGGCCUGUAUACCUCUUAUCUCCCCUCUCAUGUCUCGGGACCUGUCUGUCUCCUCUCCCCCAGUCAGCCCACCAUUCUCACCAGCAGCACUUGGCAGUUGAAAAUGGUGCCAUGUUUUAAUCCCACCCCAUAAUCAACUCUUUUUCCUUAAUUAUUCCUCUUUAAUUAAUUAACUCUCUCUCUCUUGCUACCAAACCUUGCAUCUUUCUGCUUCAGUUUCCAAAUCUUUGGCCAGAAAAAUGCCGGGCUUAGUAUCCGUCAAAACGCCACCAGAUGCUCCCCCAAUUCGCAUCACGGUGCCGGAGGAGCCGCCCCGUACUCCAGUCCCACCAGAAGCAACGAGAUCCGAGCCAAGAACCAACUCCCCUGCUACUCGCCGACCUCCUUCCCCUUCCCCCUCUACUUCACGCGCUAAACCCUCGCCGGAUCGGGGCUCUGCCAAGAAGAAAUCUCCGCCGGAGAAAAGCCUGAUUAACGAAUCCUCGCUCGACAACCCGGAUCUUGGCCCCUUUUUGUUGAAAUUGGCCAGGGACACGAUUGCGUCGGGGGAAGGCCCGAGUAAGGCCCUGGACUACGCGUUGCGGGCCUCCAAGAAUUUCGAGAAUUGCGCCGUCGAAGGGGAGCCGAGCUUGGAUUUAGCGAUGAGUUUGCACGUUGUGGCGGCGAUUUAUUGCAGCCUGGGGAAGUUUGAGGAGGCGGUGCCGGUUUUGGAGAGGGCGAUUCGUGUGCCUGAGGUGUCGAGGGGCGCGGAUCACGCGCUCGCUGUGUUUUCGGGGUAUAUGCAGUUGGGUGAUACGCAUUCGAUGCUGGGACAGUUGGAUCGGUCGAUUGAGUGUUAUAAGGAAGGGUUAAAGAUACAGAUGGAGGCGUUGGGGGAUAAUGAUCCCAGAGUUGCAGAGACCUGCAGAUAUUUGGCUGAGGCCCAUGUACAAGCCAUGCAAUUUGAUGAAGCUGAGAAUUUGUGUAAGAAAACUCUUGAAAUCCACCGUGUGCACAGUCCACCAGCAUCUCUUGAGGAAGCUGCUGACCGUCGAUUGAUGGCCCUCAUAUGUGAGGCUAAAGGAGAUUAUGAAUCAGCCUUGGAACACCUUGUACUUGCCAGCAUGGCCAUGAUUGCCAAUGGACAAGAAAAUGAGGUUGCUGCUAUUGAUGUUAGCAUCGGCAAUAUCUACUCGUCACUUACCCGUUUUGAUGAGGCAGUAUUCUCCUACCAGAAGGCACUCACUGUCUUCAAAUCUUCUAAAGGUGACAACCACCCUUCUGUCGCCUCAGUCUUUGUACGGCUUGCGGAUCUAUACUACAAGACAGGAAAACUUAGAGAGUCACGAUCAUAUUGUGAAAAUGCCCUGAGAAUAUAUGCGAAACCUGUGCCUGGAACCACUGCAGAAGAGAUUGCUAGUGGGAUGGCUGAAAUUUCAGCCAUUUAUGAAUUGUUCAAUGAGCCUGAGGAAGCUUUAAAACUCCUGCAAAAGGCUAUGAAACUACUGGAGGAUAAGCCAGGGCAGCAAAGUACUAUUGCUGGAAUUGAAGCACGGAUGGGUGUGAUGUUAUACAUGGUGGGAAGAUAUGAAGAAUCACGGAGCUCUUUUGAGAGUGCUGUCUCAAAACUUAGAGCCAGUGGGGAGAGGAAAUCAGCGUUCUUUGGGGUUGUUUUGAACCAAAUGGGGUUGGCUUGUGUACAGUUGUUCAAGAUUGAUGAGGCUGCAGAGUUGUUUGAGGAAGCUAGAGAAAUACUGGAACAGGAGUGUGGACCAUGCCAUCAGGAUACACUCGGUGUAUAUAGCAAUCUUGCAGCAACUUAUGAUGCUAUGGGAAGAAUUGAAGAUGCAAUUGAGAUUCUGGAGUAUGUCCUUAAACUGCGAGAAGAGAAACUUGGAACAGCAAAUCCUGAUUUCGAUGACGAGAAGAAGAGGCUGGCUGAGCUCUUGAAAGAAGCUGGCAGGUCUCGAAACAAGAAGGCCAAGUCGCUUGAAAACCUCAUCGACCCUAAUUCAAAGAGGACCAAGAAAGAAACAUCCAAGAAGUGGUCCGCUUUUGGGUUUAGAAGUUGAUUAUGGAUUAUUUUCGGGCAAGGUCCUGUAAUUUCUUAUACACGGAUAUUUUAUAACGUAGAAGAUUGUGAAUGGUGUUAAGCUGUAAUUUGUUGAGGCUUCUUGUUCCGCAGGCGUUUGAAUUGUCUUUGUGUAUUGGUUUUUCCUUUUAUCGUUUUGGUUUAUUGUUUAAUUUGUUGUCACCAUUUGUGAUGUUGAAGAUGAUGUGGGAAAGAAAAGUCUCUUUUAUUAUUAUCUUAAA